Molecule: messenger RNA, 935 nt
Organism: Drosophila obscura
Lineage: Eukaryota; Metazoa; Arthropoda; Insecta; Diptera; Drosophilidae
Exons: 2
Coding region: 126-935 (269 amino acids)
Source: RefSeq, a predicted model, not a curated record
UAGAGUUAGUCAUUUGUAAGAGAGUUUCAGAGUUUUAUAGUAUUUCUUCUUAUCUCGGACGAGAAACAAACAAAAUAGCACACAAUAAUAAUAAUCCCACAUCGUUUGAUGUUUAAAUAACUGAAAUGUUUCGUUGUGCCCUACAGAAUAUGGACAGACUUGUGCGAUUGAAUGCAGGCAUCCACAGGGUGGAGACACACCUGCUGACCUUCGUGCAGCUGAUGGUCGAAAAGGCGGCCAGCGGUGGCGGCCAUCUAAUCAAGGUCGUGCUGGGCGGCAGCGGGCUGAUCGUCAACAUUGCCAUCUCGUGCAGCGGCAAAGUGGUCGGUUUCGUGGUCACGCGGAGUGCCCGCGUUGUGCACCGCUCACGGCUCGGCAUUGCCCAGCUGACUGCCAUGGCAGUCGCCAUCGGCGUCCAACUGUUUGAGACCUGCUGCUGCCGCGGCGCCCAGUUCUACCAGCAGGCCAGCAUCAGAGGCGACGAGCUCAUCGCCAGGACCACAGCCAUCGGAGGCAUGCUGUCCGCCGAGGGUGGACUUCUGCUGGAGCAGGCCAGAGCACGCGGCACCCGCAUCUACCGGAAUGCGUCCACAAACGGAAGUCGGUUGAUCGGCCAGGCCAGCAGCCGGCUUGGCACCACCACAUACCAGCUGGCUCACGUGCUCUCCACAGGUGGCCUGCGGCUGGUCAGCAGAGUGACCAGCGGUGGUGGUUACCUGAUGCAACGCGCCACCUCUGGCGGUGCGCAGUGCCUGAGCAUGCUCGGCGGUGGCGGCGUGCGCUGCUCAAAGCCCUUGGUCGAGGGUUGCGGCUGGCUGCAGGACCUGAUCGAGAAGUACAAACAGCAAAUGACUGAGGCGGAGGCGGAGGCACAGCCAGGGCAAAGGACAUGCAUGGCUGGAAGCUGUACGGGCCGAAGGAGCUGCGGCUGCUGA